This is a messenger RNA of Marasmius oreades (fairy-ring Marasmius), 2165 nucleotides long. RefSeq lists its product as uncharacterized. Gene Ontology annotation, biological process: intra-Golgi vesicle-mediated transport. Gene Ontology annotation, cellular component: COG complex. Bases 82 to 2109 code for a protein of 675 amino acids. The transcript has 2 exons. Lineage: Eukaryota; Fungi; Basidiomycota; Agaricomycetes; Agaricales; Marasmiaceae. The record is from RefSeq and is a predicted model, not a curated record.
CUUGCCCAACCACCCUUGUCGUCGUUGCCGGUGACAGUGGUAAAUGUUCUGUAAUGUCUCUCGUAUAAUCAGCCAUAAUACAUGGCAGAAACGGCUAGUGCAACACAGGAUGUUACAGACGAAUCCGAAGAUACGGGCACGUUGACGGACUUUUUUGGGUCGUCGGCGACGACGAAAGCGUCUCAGGACUAUCUUAAUUACCUGACGACGUUACCCUUGCCGACGCUUUUAUCAGAACCGACACUCUUACAGACGCAAUCGCAUCAUCUCACUUCCAGUCUCACAUCACUCACCCAUACUUCCUAUCCGACGUUCAUCUCCCUUCACACUACCACGACUGCCCUCACAUCCUCAUUAGAUGAUUUCUCUUCAGCCUUACACUCCCUUGUCAGCGAAAGUCUGCCAGCUCUCGAAGACAGCUCAUCAAGAUGGCGUGAACGAACCGAUACUGUUCUCAGCGAACGAAGGAAAGCUCGCGGCGUGCUUGAACAACAUGACAAAAUACGCGACUUGCUCGACAUUCCCCUUCUCAUCGAGUCAUGCGUCCGUAAUGGCUAUUUCUCGGAGGCCUUAGCUCUCUCAGCUCACGCGAAGUCCGUCACUUCCUCAUAUUCCUCUUCUUCACGAACACCUCCGUUGGUACUCAAUUCGGUGAUGUCGGAAGUUCAGAAUGCAAUAGACCACAUGUUGGUUACUCUUCUAUCAACUCUCCAAGAACCGAACCGCAAACUGCCAGCGUUAUGGAAAGCAGUGAAUUUCAUUAGGAAGAUGGAUGUAUUCCGUGAUGAUGGUUCGGAUGCAAAUCCCAGUGCGGUACACCCAGAGGAACAGAUAGCUCUUGCCUUUCUUUCCGGUCGCGAAAAGUGUUUAAGCGCGGCUUUGGAAGGGUGUAAACGAGAUAUAAUGAGAUUGGUCGAGGCUAGUGCCUUGCAGGAGAAGGAUAAGGCUGAUCUCGUCGAACACCUCCGGAAAUAUAUUGAUAUAUGGAGGAAGGAAACGUCUGAUAUUGUUGCCCAAUAUACAUCGAUAUUCCUGGAUCAUCUGGGGUCGGAGAGUUCAGGAAAAGUAUCGUCUUCCACUCUAGCUCCAACAGAUCUGCCGUGGAGAAUACAUACCCUUCUCACAACCUACACCCUUCAUAACCUCGAAAGUCACCUUAUUCCAAUGCUCUCCCCAAAACUCACACUCUCCCGUAUUCCAUUAUCACUACUACAGUCCAUCUUGAAACCUCUUACCUUCUGCUGUAAUUCCUUCGCUCGUAUAGGAAUGGAUUUCGGAGGUAUCAUCGGCUCUUUAUUCUCAGAUGCCGCCCUCGCGAUCGUCACCGAAGACCUGCAAAAUCACACACGAGCCUGGACCGAGCUCCUUAAAGAAAAAACAGGCUCACGAACCAUAGCUCCACCGAAACGCUUGGUCAUUACACCAGGGUCCAACAAAAACACCAACACCUUCCAUCCCCUUCAACUCCCAUCCAAAUGGCUCAUCGCACCCACAGCAGCGAUGAGUUUGUCAUCACCGACGUCGACGUCGAUAUCUGCCACAACGAUUCAGUUACCGGCGCAUGUACCUCCUCCGACAUUGACGAUGUAUCCACCGUUAGCGGUCCAUACCAAUGCCGUGUUGACGACGUUUAACCAUCUUCGGUUGGUUGCACCGACCACGAUAUGUCAUGUUUUACAAGCCGUGCUUGAUAGGGAGAUUGCUCGGUGUGGCAAAGCGCUUUUGGAUUACCUUAGAUGUGUCGUUGAAGAUCCUGCGCUGAAGAGUACUACCCAUGUGACGAAUGGGUAUAACGAGCAUGGGAAUGGAGAUAUGAAGGUGGUGGAUGGGCUGACGAAAGACGAGCAGAUUGUGGUGAUUGUUGGAGAGGUGUUCUUUUGGAUGUGGGUUCCGUUUAUCAGGAGAGCGCUUGGGGAGGGUAUUUAUGGGAUCAAGACAGAUUAUGGGGUUGCGGCUAUAGUAGGUUCGGAUGGAAAGUCCCGGACUAAUGGAACUGCGGAUCCUUUGGGCAUGGAUGAGGGAGGCGAUACGAAAACUGGAAGUCAUCAAUUGCCAGAUAUCGUCCGGGAGUGGGAGGGUUGGCGGAGCGCUCUACAGAGUCGGAGUUGAGGUCCAUUAGUUAUUAUGUUCUUUUGUUCCACAACCAUCUCUAGUUAUUCGCUGUC